CUACGCGUAUCUGUUCCCGCCCAGUCAAUUGUGACAAACCGCCGCCAAUGGUUUCAUAUAUAGCAUCGCUCAGAACCGGUGUCCAUCCUCUCUCAGGAGCCGUCGGAACUAUUGUUCCUUACCAAACACCGUCAAAUGAUGUACGUAACAACCGGGGAUCUGGAGGAUAUUACGAAGGAUCCGGUGGCGGGUACAAUAAUGGAUACAACGGCGACAACAACGGCGGAUACAAUGGAGCAUAUAACAGCGGUUAUAGCGGCACAUACAACGGCGGGCACAACAACGGCUAUCGCAGACCGUGGCAACCUGAUCAAAGGGAGAAGGUGAAAAAGAUGUGGAAUUGGAUGUCCGGAGAGAUGGAAGAAAGGGAGCGGGUUAGAAAGGAGAAGGAAGAGGUGGCUAAAAAGGAAGAAGACGCGAAGAAGGCUAAAGAGCUUGAAGAGAAAAGACUCGCAGAGGCCAAAGACAAGGAAGACUUCAAAGCUAGUAUUGGACAGAUGGUGGAGGGACAAAUGAGGCGAGUAUGUGAAGAUUUAUUAGGGAAGAAGGUGGGAGAAGGAGUACGACUGAUAGCAACACCAACAGAGGAGGUCCAAAGGAGGAUAAAGAACAAGACCCAGAAGAAUCUGACUCAAGACGAGCACAAGAAGAAGGACGAGGAAAUCGCAAGAUUAAAACAGGCCUCCAGAGGAACUUGUGUCAUAUAUACACGGAGCGCGCCUUUGGCAAACGCAAUAAACAACGCACAAUUGGUGAAGGGGACUCUAAUGAAGAAGAGGGACAUGAAGAAUCAGACGAUGAAGAUGAUGCGAACAACGGAGGAUGCUAGGACCGACUACCGAGCGUUGGUGAGAUUAACGAACUUGCCCUUGCUUGUAGAGAAGUGCGCGAAAAUGAGACGCUACAGAAAGACGUGCCAGUCUAUGUUAGGUGUGCUUGUGGCUGCCUCCUACCUAGAGGGUAGCGCAGCAAGAUGGUUGAGUGGUUUAGUGCAGCUCCAGAGGUAUGGUCAUGACUUCCGCGCUUGGGCAGUCACCCAGAAAUUGGAUGACUUCCUUAAGUUGGUGGAGGAAAGGUGGCAUGAUCCUCAGGAGUCCCAAAGGGCCAUUGAUGCGAUCCUGACACUGCACACGCGGCAGUUUAAGUCAGUAAGGGAAGCCACCGACGCUGUUGAGCGUUUGAUCUGUGUCCCAGGGGUACGCUAUGACCCCCAGGUACUACUCACCUCCUACCUGAGAUGCUUCUCCUUGCCUCUAAGGAACCAGUUGGCAGGUGAAGCCAGCAUCAAUAUGCACAACUUUCCUUCGUUCAACAAGAAGGCCCUAGACCUUGAGGCGAAGAUAGGGCAUGGAAAUGCACCCACUACAGACGGAAGGAGGAAGUCACUGCCUCCUAACUGGAAGGCGAAGGGACGCAUCAUGUUUGUCGAUAACGAUGGUUCAACCAUCGAACUAGACGACAACUUCCAGGAAGGAAUAGAUACAGAGGCUGGCAGCGCAGAAGCUUCAGAGGGUGGAGUAGUAGCUGCCGUAGCACAAAAAGGUAAGGCGACCGAUAGACGCCGCGGAGGUUCCCGGUCCAGGAGUCAAGUUGACCCGAAUGCUCCUCCAUGGGAGAAAGUGGGUCUUACAGAGGACGUGUGGAGAGAUCGGUACACACGGCAAGCUUGCAUUCGUUGUGGCCAAUACGGCCAUAACCAGUUCAAGUGUCGAAACAAGAAGGUGACCGAGAAGAUCCCGCCUACGACGGGGCAGGCGUUGGGAUCCUCCCAUCCCGUUGGUAGCAACGUGGCUAGUUCUUCUGGCAAUGCUCCGGGAAACACGUCGGGCCAGUAGGAAUACUAGCUGUUCCUGCUAGGGUCGAGGUGGUGGAAACACCCUCACCAUCUCGAGAGAUGGCCCAAGCUACUGACUCCAGCGUCGUCCCGCAAACACAUUCAGACCCAUCGAGCCUCUGUUCGAUGAAUGUGUUUGAGUCCUUAGAGGAGCUAGAGGAGUGGUCUAGAUCAGACCCACUAGCUUCUUGGACGACACUAGUCAAAGCCCCUAAGGGUGAAAUGUUCGUCAGCGAGGUUGUCAUUGGCGGCCGCAAGGUCGGGGCCUAUUAUGACACUUGCUCGACUAGAAACUUUGUCAUCCGUGCAUGCAUUGAGAGGCUGCGCUUACAGGGGCAAGUGCAGCGCCUGAGUCGACCUGUGGAGUCGACCUGUGCCAACAAACAGCGCAUGGUAGU
Molecule: messenger RNA, 2232 nt
Organism: Chara braunii
Lineage: Eukaryota; Viridiplantae; Streptophyta; Charophyceae; Charales; Characeae
Source: the annotation of a GenBank genome assembly